AUGUCCAUGACCCUGUGCAUCUUGUUUCUGUGCGUGAUAAUGUGCGCAUCCCUCGUCUCGGCCGCGCCGGUCGUCAAGCCGCUGUCGAUGAGGUCGACUAACGAACGCAUUGCCGUGACCGAAACCAAUGUGCAGUGUACCGUCGUGCCCAUGUUUGGCCGCUUCACCCUCUCGGUGUCCUGGACAGCCAACACAAAGAACACCAUGGCCGUUUGCGCACCCUUUCUCCAGUCCGAUUUCUACUUUUGCGACUAUGUCCACGACGUCCCAUCUCCGGACGGAACAUACGACUGGACCUCGCUGAUCUGGCUUGACCCGAGCAAAUGUGCUCUGCAGUCUUCUGAGUGGGCAAGCAGCUUGGAGGACUACUUUGGUCAGCCGGUCACCUGUGACGCUAUGCCUUGCAACCCGUCCCCGAGCAGCCCCACAGCAUGA
Messenger RNA from Polychytrium aggregatum, 435 nucleotides. RefSeq lists its product as uncharacterized. The coding region runs from base 1 to 435 and encodes 144 amino acids. Lineage: Eukaryota; Fungi; Chytridiomycota; Chytridiomycetes; Polychytriales. The transcript has 2 exons. The record is from RefSeq and is a predicted model, not a curated record.